Molecule: messenger RNA, 785 nt
Organism: Zea mays
Lineage: Eukaryota; Viridiplantae; Streptophyta; Magnoliopsida; Poales; Poaceae
Exons: 2
Coding region: 88-495 (135 amino acids)
Biological process (GO): cell fate determination
Source: RefSeq, marked validated
AUCACCAAGACUCAGCCAAUACAAGGCAAGCAGAAGACGACGUAAGUCUCCUAUCCUAGCUAAAGGAAGCACAAAGGAAUUGAACAUAUGGCCACUUCUCACAAGCUUCAGCCGGUCCUCGCUGUCAUGUUCUUCACCAUCUUUGUGAUAGGAGCGAAUGGCGAGCGAUGCAACACGUCGAGCAUCGCGGUGGACACCGUCAACUCCGGCGCGACGGUACCCUGGGGAGACACCAUCUUCUCGGUGGAGGUGAAGAACCGGUGCCCAUGCGCCGUCAGGAACGUGCGCCUCGACGGCGGGGGCUUCGCGACCACGGUGGACGUGGACCAGGCCGCCUUCCGUGCCGACGGCGGCGGCGGCGGCAGCGGCGUCUACCUGGUGAACGGCGGCGAGCCGAUCGCGAGUAUGGCCGCCGUCAGCUUCCAGUACGCCUGGGACCAUUUCUUCCAGAUGACUCCGAGGAGCUUGGAGGUCGACGACGACGGCCAGUGCUAGCUACGAGGAGGACCGACCGUACCAUGCAUGGAUUGGUGCCCUUACUGUAUCUUAUAAAAGCUCAACAUGUGUUUCCCGGCCUGCUGGGUGUUUUCUUCAGCUGGGUGGCUAGCUUAUAGACUGCCAUCCUUCGUAUAUAUACAGAGUACGUGUUCUAGUGGAUUAAAAGUAUAGUGUUUAUUUCAGUAUGUUCAGAGACUGAGAGAGAUGUACGGUGAGUUUAGACUGGGAGAUAGAUACAAGGUGUUGAUCGAGUUCGACGAAGGCCCUGUUUAAUUUCGUUCAGCUAA